Messenger RNA from Fusarium keratoplasticum, 1584 nucleotides. RefSeq lists its product as uncharacterized. Gene Ontology annotation, molecular function: amino acid transmembrane transporter activity. Gene Ontology annotation, cellular component: membrane. The coding region runs from base 1 to 1584 and encodes 527 amino acids. The record is from RefSeq and is a predicted model, not a curated record. Lineage: Eukaryota; Fungi; Ascomycota; Sordariomycetes; Hypocreales; Nectriaceae. The transcript has 7 exons. Gene Ontology annotation, biological process: amino acid transmembrane transport.
AUGGCAAUAAACAACCCAGACUCAAAAGAUCUCGGCAAAGAUGAUGUCGAAAACUCGGCAGCCCAUGUUGGCCGGGGUCCGACCCAGUCUGACCUGCUGCGUCGCUCGCUCUCGGCGCGCCAGGUCCAGAUGAUUGCCAUCGGAGGCACGAUCGGUACUGGUUUGUUCCUGGGCACGGGAAAGUCCCUGGCCACUGGCGGACCGGCCUCUAUUCUCAUCGCGUAUGCCAUUGUGGGCUGCAUCGUGUUUACCACCAUGUUGAGUUUGGGAGAGAUGGCUGCUUUUAUCCCCGUCGCUGGUAGUUUCUGUACUUUUGCUGGACGCUUUGUUGAUGAUGCUUUUGGCUUUGCUCUCACAUGGAACUACUGGUUCAACGAUGCCGUAUCCACAGCCUCUGACCUGGUCGCUCUGCAACUCAUUCUGCAGUACUGGACCGACAACUUUCCGGGAUGGGCUCUCAGUUUGAUCUUUUGGGUUGUGUUGAUUGGCGUCAAUAUUAUUUCUGUGCGAGCAUAUGGCGAGCUUGAGUAUUGGCUUAGUUUACUCAAAGUCAUCACCAUUGUUGUCUUCAUUGUCAUGGGCAUUGUUGUCAAUUGUGGUGGAAAUGUUGACGGAAGAUACAUCGGAGGUGAAAACUGGCACCUCCCAGGUGCCCCCUUCGUGGGCGGGAUCGGUGGCUUUGCCUCUGUCUUUGUCACCGCCUCAUUUGCCUACGGAGGAACCGAGAGUAUCGCCAUCACGGCUGGUGAAACCAAGGAUCCUACUAGGAACCUUCCCAAGGUGGUCAAGAAUGUCUUCUGGCGUAUUAUCCUUUUCUACCUCCUCUCAGUUCUCCUGAUCGGCCUCAACGUCCCAUACACCUACCCCGACCUCGACUCCAAGGAAACCCGCACCUCACCCUUUACCAUCGUCUUCGAGAUGACCGGCGCCCGCGCUGCAGGAAGUGUUAUCAACGCCGUCAUUCUAACAAGUGUCCUCUCCGCUGGAAACCACGCACUCUUCGCUGGCGUGAGACUGAUGUACACCCUGGCUUUGGAAGGCCAUGCACCCAGGGUGCUGGGAAGAUUGAACCGAAACCAAGUUCCCUGGAUAGCUGUCCUUGUAACUGGAGCCGUUGCUGGCCUCUGCUUUGGCUCGAGCUUUAUCGGCGCUGGCCAACUCUGGUCUUGGCUACAGAACAUCGUCGGCGUGUCCAACCAGCUGAGUUGGAUCUCCAUCGGCAUCACAUCCAUCCGCUUCCGCUCCGCCCUCAAAGUCCAAGGCAAAACCCACCUCCUCCCCUUCCGCAACUGGACCUACCCCUACGGCCCAUGGUUUUGCGUUAUUCUCAACAGCUUCCUAGUCCUGGUGCAAGGCUGGAGCUGCUUCAGCCCCAAGUUUGACGGUGUCAGCUUUGUCAGCUUCUACAUUGAACUUCCCAUCAUGCUGAUCAUGUACCUGGUGUGGAAGUUUGUUAAAAAGACAAAGACUGUUAAGCUGGAGGAGAUGGAUCUUGAGACGGAUACUUAUACUAUUGAGGAGAAGGUUGAGGAGGAGACAGGGUGGAAGGCCAAGGUUAAGAAUGUGAUUACUUGGUUGUUCUAG